This is a messenger RNA of Galeopterus variegatus (Sunda flying lemur), 399 nucleotides long. RefSeq names its product nuclear body protein SP140-like. Gene Ontology annotation, molecular function: DNA-binding transcription factor activity, RNA polymerase II-specific. Lineage: Eukaryota; Metazoa; Chordata; Mammalia; Dermoptera; Cynocephalidae. The record is from RefSeq and is a predicted model, not a curated record. Gene Ontology annotation, cellular component: nucleus. The transcript is spliced from 3 exons. Gene Ontology annotation, biological process: regulation of transcription by RNA polymerase II. Bases 1 to 399 code for a protein of 132 amino acids.
AUGGCAGGUGCAGGCGGUGAUCCCCACUUCAGGAGGGUCCCAGAGGACCGGAACACAGGGGACCAGCACCUAGAGGAGGAGAUUUUCUAUGAGCUCAUUUUCAGACAUUUUAGAGAAAAUAAGGUGGAGAUAGCAAGUGCCAUAACAAGGCCAUUUCCUUUCCUUAUGAUCCUCCGAGACCAUGACUUCAUCUCUGAGCAAAUGUUUGAACAUUUUCAAGAAACUUGUAGAAACCUGGUCCCAAUGCCAAGAGUAAUGUACGAUGUCCUCAGUGAGCUGGAGAAGACGUUUGACGAGUCACUUCUGCCUACAUUGUUCAGCAAGAGUAACCUGAAGGCUUAUCCUGAUUUAAAUGAGAUUCUCAGAAACUUCCAAAAUGGUAACUAUAGCUCUCAAUGA